Molecule: messenger RNA, 3891 nt
Organism: Acanthoscelides obtectus
Lineage: Eukaryota; Metazoa; Arthropoda; Insecta; Coleoptera; Chrysomelidae
Source: the annotation of a GenBank genome assembly
GUACGGCGCUCGGGUUACCAAUCCUUCUAUUUCUGCUCCUUUUCCUUUAUUGCGAACAUGCUCACGAUUGUCUUUGUUUUUCAUCUGAGUUUCCGCACACCAAGUUGUCUUUCUUUGUACUUAAGCUUGUCAAACGUCACUUUGGAGUUUUGCGAGUUAGCUUUGGACCCUAAGAACCUGUUGCGCAUUCCAGUGACGUAACUGUGACGUGUAAACUAAAUACGUCGGCCACCAAUCGGCGCAACAGGCGACGCGAGGGAUAAUUUGAUUGUUAUUUUUGGAGUACUGACUCGACGCUUCUGAGCGCCGAGCGUCGAAGGCGUCGCCGUCGAGCGUGAAGCGUCGUCGCGGGGCGAUUUGUGGAGAUCUGUCGCUACUACUGCUUACCAUCGCCAUAUCUCAGUGCCCGACUUCUAUGUGACCGGCGGCGUUAGCUUUAAGGUGAUUGAAGCCAUGGAGGUCUACCGGAGAUCCUCUCGGCUCUUAUUCAUUCUUGGAUUUAUUCUUCUCACCACGGCCUUGCAUGGUGUGCAAGGGGAGGUCGAGUCAGAAGGUCCCUCUGAGUCCGAGUGUAGACCGUACAUCGAGAAAGCAUUGAAAGAGCUGGAGGCAGGUGAAGCAGUUGGGGAGGAGUCUUCAGAAGCAGGUGCAACUGAGACAGACGAAGAGCGGGGGAAAGAAACCUCUAUAGAACAAGAUGGGGAUGAAAAUCAGGGUAGCGACGAAACCAAACGAACGACUGAGGCAGAGACGCAGGAGGACCAAGCAGCUUCUCCGGAACCCCCCAAGAAAAAUAUGAGCGUUAUACAAAAAUUAUCGAUAAUGAUAUCAGGCUUUUUCCAGAAACCUGCUCCCAAAAAAGAAGAAUCGUCGAAAGGAGAGAGUGCAGAUGAUAAGGAACAUAGCAAAGAAGCAGCAGAUUCAAAGGAACAGCCUCACUCAGGAGAAGAAAAAGACAGUAAAGAAGAACACGAAGAAGAAGCAAGCAAAGAAGCUGGGGAUGGAAGUGAAGAAGAAAACCUAGAAGAUGUACAACAAGCACAAGACGAAGAGAGCAAAGAAGAGGUGGGAGAAGCUGAAACGCAACAGGCAAGUGAAGAAGAAGCACUUGAAGCUGACACAGGAGCAACAGACGAAGCUUCAGAGGAGGAAGAUGCAGAACAACAGCAGUCAGAAGAAGGAGGUGACGAAAGUAUAGAACAGGAAGAAGUAAAAGAAGAGCCUGAGAGCGCUGAAACCGAAACCAGGGAAAAGAGAGAAGUUCUUGAAACUAUCGAAGUAACCAGUAUUGAAGAAGACGAAGUUGAAAGUAAAGAAACAGAACAAGUAGUGAGUGAAGAAGUACAGGAGAGUGCUGAGAAAGAAGAAAGUAAGGAAGAGGAACAGCAGCAGGAAGUAGAUGAAGCAAGUGAAGAAUCAGAAACUCCGGUAGCUACAGAGACUGAAGGUGAAAGCGCUGAAGCAGCAGAUAGCAAGGCGGAUGAUGAAGAAUCGAAAGAAGAAGAAAAAGCAGUAUAUGAAGAACACUUAGAAGAAGAACAGGUACAGGAACAAGAAGCAGAGGUGGAAGAGCAGCCUCAAGCUGUCCUAGAUGAAGAAGGGGAUAGCAAGGAAGGUGAAGCUGCAAGUCACGAGGAACGAGCAGAAAGUACGGAAGCUGAAAAAGGAUCCAAUGAAGAUGAGGAAACGACCGGAGAUACUCAAUCCGAAGAAAACGAUACACAAGAAGCCGAAAGUAAAGAAACUGGAACAGGUGACGAAGAUGCAGACGACUCGAAAGGCGAUAGCAAAGAAGACGAAAAAGAAGUAGAAGAAGCUGUAAGCGACGAAAAACAAGAAGCUUCUUUCGAAAAGACCGAAGAAGUAGCUGUAGAGGACCUCAUCCUAGAUGUAGAAGUACCUUCCGACCUCAGAUCUAGAGAACAUGUUGAACAACUCUUGAAGCUUGAUGACCACUCUUCGGAAACCGAGGAAAUUGUUAACCAAAUCUCUGAAAUUACUUUACGGGAACUGAAGAAGCUCUACGAAAAUGCUAUCAAGCCGCUUGAGGGCUUGUACAAGUACAGGGAUCUUAGUAACAGGCAUUUUGGGGAUGCAGAAAUAUUUUCAAAGCCUUUGGUUCUAUUCAUGGGGCCGUGGAGUGGAGGAAAGUCAUCCAUAAUAAAUUACCUAGUUAACAAUGAAUAUAACGAGACAUCCUUGAGAACAGGGGCAGAACCUUCACCAGCAUACUUUAAUAUACUAAUGUACGGUGAAGAAGCUGAAGUUCUGGAUGGUACUGAACUAAUGGCUGAUUAUACAUUUUCCGGCUUACAAAAAUUUGGCCAGGGCUUAGAAGAACGUCUUAGAGGGGUCAAGUUACCAGCCAAACUGCUAGAGAAGGUUAAUAUAGUGGAGAUACCAGGAAUUUUGGAAGUGCGUAAGCAAGUCUCUCGCCUUUUCCCAUUCAAUGAUGCAUGUCAGUGGUUCAUCGACAGAGCUGAUAUAAUAUUUCUAGUUUAUGAUCCUUCCAAGUUGGAUGUUGGUCCUGAAACUGAAGCUAUACUCGAUCAACUGAAAGGGCGAGAACAUCAGACUCGUAUCGUACUGAACAAAGCUGACCAAGUGAAACCUGAAGAACUAAUGAGAGUGCAAGGAUCGCUAAUAUGGAACAUCUCACCUUUGAUGUCAUCUCCCCAACCACCUGUAAUGUACACUGUCUCACUGUGGUCAAGGCCUUACGAAUCUUGGGCGCCAAUGAGGUUACUGCAGGCUCAAGAAAGGGCUUUCCUGAGGGACUUGCGAGGGGCCAUCGACAAACGUAUUGAAAACAAAAUUGCCAGUGCACGAAGAUUUGCGGUGCGUGUACGAAACCACGCUAAAAUGGUAGACUGUUACCUUACGACAUACUACAAUCACAAAUCUGUAUUUGGCAACCGCAAGCAAGUUGCAGAAGAAAUCAUCGAACAUCCUCAAAACUACCACAUAUACGAAGGUCUAUCAACACUGACAAACAUAUCUCGAUAUGACUUGCCAGAUCCUGAUGUUUACAGAGACUUCUUCAGACUGAAUCCUUUGUACGAGUUCCAACAGCUAUCAGCGACAUGCACUUACUUCAGAGGUUGCCCAAUAAAUAGGUUGGAUGUUGCUAUCGCAUACGAUCUCCCAGAGUUGGUCGGUAAUCACAAGAAGCUGGUAGAGAAUUCUUUGGCGAAAGCAGGGACUGAUUCCACUUCCGGCCAGGGUAGCUGAGCGAGAUCGAAAAUCAACCACACGCGAUAAACUUUCCCAAAGUGAGGAUGAGUGGACUUAUCCCAUAUAUUUUAUGCUUUUUGAAGCAACAUUUUGAUGCCUAUCAUAAGCCCACGACUCGUUUCAAUUGGCUCAAAAUUUUGGGAUAAGCGUCCAGAGUAACACAAGACUUUUAGAAAACACAUUCGGCGUCCCUCAGUUCCAACUUUCGACCCCAUAGUUUCACUUUUUUCAUGUUUCAUCCUAAUCUCGAACUGAUAUGUAAGUGCCAUUAAAAGACAUUAAUAAUCGAAUCAGUCAUAUUAUGCUUCAUAGACUUGCCAUGUGUUAUCGCAUUUAUAAAGUUCUUGCAACCGGAGUGUUCAUAUCGGUAAAUCAUUUUCAAAGAGAAGUACAUUAUAAGCCUGUGCUGUUCACACCAGAUGUACAAUUCCUUAAAAUUGAGGCGAUAAAUGUUUUAUUUUGUUAUGUGUAUACUGUGAAUUUGUGUAACCUAGUUAUUUUUGUUCCACUAUGUUGUAAAUUGUAGUUGUUACAAGGAGACAUACAUAUAGUUUGUAAAUAAAUACAUUUUUAUUUGUAACCCUCGACUCUCAAUUUCCUUUAAUUUAUUUAUUUAUAUAAUAUAUAUAGCGGAUAUGGUAUAACGUGAGUUUGUCU